Drosophila eugracilis is the source of this 2446-nucleotide messenger RNA. It is a transcript of the gene Dtg, whose product is annotated as protein P200. The record is from RefSeq and is a predicted model, not a curated record. The coding region runs from base 280 to 2121 and encodes 613 amino acids. NCBI's taxonomy places the organism in Eukaryota, Metazoa, Arthropoda, Insecta, Diptera, Drosophilidae. The transcript is spliced from 3 exons.
AACUUUAGUUCUUUGCGAGUAGCCAACGCGUUCGGUCGUCGUGCGUGGUCGUCUGAAUACCAUUGAAAACCACUGGAAGCCCCUAAAAACCGGAGUUAAUGCGAAGUUAUAGCAACAGCUGAAAGUCUCGAGAACAACUGCAGCUGUAUACUUUAUCUACUUCUGAGUAUCUGUGCGCAUCCCGUGUUUCAUAGUGUUAGUGUCUGUGCGUGUUGGCCAGUUGAUUUCGGUCGGGCCCGUCAAACAGGGAGCGACAACCUAAUCAAUCAGUCACUCAAUAUGGCCAGUAUUUCUAAGAGUCGCGGCAGCUGCUCCUCCAGAAACACGCUGCAUCUUCAACUGGGAUCUCUGCUUUUCGUGAUCGCCUGCCUGGUGAACGCUUCGUGCUCGGCUCAGCCAAGUGAGUACCAUGAAUAUAUCGAGACAACCCCGUCGCCAGUAGAAGUGGACGAAGUGGAAACCACGACGGUACUCCCUCUAGAGUUGGAUGAGAGUUCACCUGCGCAAGAGCCACCGUUUCAGAAUGCAACAGUUGGUGCUGCUACUUCAGAAGAACCCAAGAUAAAUGAAGCGAACUCUUCAGAUCAACUGGAGUUAACCGACGGAUUUGUGUCUGUUUACGGCGGAACCCUGGAACAGGAUAUCAAGAAUGAUGUGAACAGUGAGGUGGAAGAAGCGCCUUCUCCUGUGGAACCUAUUAUCGAAGAUGCUCUUGCUGAAGCUGCUCUUGAAAAACACGAGAUUGCAAUCAAAACUGUUCGCGAACCCAAAAAUCUUAAUGCUGAGGAGGGGCUUAAGCCAAUUGAAGACGAGGAGUUAGAGGACCAAGCGGAAUCCGAGGCAGUAACAGACAAUAUUGCCGAGUCCAGUGAAAAUGUCGAAAGUCACAUUGAACCAUUACCAGAAGUGACCAGUGACGUGGUUUCUGUGAUCUUAAACGAAAAUGGAGCCAUCACAGCGGAACCCAUCACCGAAAACAAUCUUUUGGCCUUAGAACGGGAAGAUGGGCGUUUCGAAAUUGAAGACACCACUCCGGUGCCAAUCUCUGUGGAGUCCAAGCACCAAGUGACCAAGAAACAAGGCGUAGAGGAACUGUUUUCAAUUGGAAUUGCACCUGACGUGGUCGAGGAAUCAACGUCUAAGCCUGACGGAGAAAUUUCGACUGCUCGCGAGGAACGCAAAUUUGUAGAGCCCAAUGACAACCUAAUCGAGGUCAAUGAAAACACCAUUGCUGAUGGAGAGUUGCAAACCAAACCAUCAAUUACGGAACACCAUUUUGGCAUCGUGGAUCCCACAAAAUCUGGAGUUCAGGUAAAUGAGGAGAUCGAGAAAAACGCGGAGGCUGAAGCUAAGGCAGAAAUUGAGGUGCAAGUGGUGGGCAUCACUCCUUCGGAUGAAACUGUUGUUGAGGCCGCAGAUUCAGAUGAUAUACAACCUCAAAUUAACAUUGCUGAGACAACAGAACAAGCUGUCACAGAAGCUAACAAAAUAAGCGACGAGGAACCAAAAGAUAAAGUUUCAGUUCAUCAAAAUGAUCCAAAAGACCAGAUUUACCAGGCAUCUCUAGAGGAUAACCAUAAGCCAAACGACACUGAAGAGUCGGUGAAAGAAGAGAGCUCCCCAAAGGAUGAUGAUGUAUCUUUAGAGGUGAAAGAUAGUGAAGAAUCGAAUGAGAAACAAACUGAAGAUGAAAAGGCAGUAGUUGAAGUCGACUCCUCUGAGGAUAACAACGAGCCUGCUGCGGAUGAAGAAAAGCCCUUUUCAGACGAUAGUACUGCGACUCCACUUGUCUCUUAUCCACCACACGACGCUGGUCAGACAUUCGUUAGCAACUCGGCUGAUGAACAUUCAGCCCAGCUUUCUGGAAAUUCUAAUUAUCGUUCCACCAUGAUCAUAUCCCUGUGUUCCGGAACCGCUGUGAUUUUUAUUGUCGCCUCUCUGGUGAUUUUCGUGGUUUCGUUCCAACGCCAAACUGGUACUUUGGACAUAGAGAUGCAGGAACAGCGCCUAGGCAAAGAUGUUCAAGACGAGGAUAAUGCACAGAUGAAGCUGCUCGAUGUAGAUCUUUCGUCUCCCGUUAUUCUUCCGAUGGGCAACGAGGAGACAGACGAAUGCCUGUAGACUUCCUCAGCACCAUGAUCCCUUAAAAUGGUGCUUUGUAAAUAUUCAUUACCUUUGAGAUUGCGACGAAGACUUCAGCCUGCUCACCCGGCUGGCUGAUAAUUUUGAUUUCUAAAUUGUUGACUGAGAGCAGCUGCAAGCAAAGCAAACGAAAAAUCGAAUCGAAACGAAAACAUUUGCCAUACUGUUUAAAUUUUAAUGCACUGUAGGACCUAAGACUUUCUAAGCAUUUGACAAAAAUAUUUAUAUUUAGACACAUAGAAUUAAGCGGAUUUUUAUAGCGUCUGGUAAAUCAGAAUAAAUUUAAAAAUUUCUUUAAAUCAAA